Molecule: messenger RNA, 962 nt
Organism: Volvox carteri f. nagariensis
Lineage: Eukaryota; Viridiplantae; Chlorophyta; Chlorophyceae; Chlamydomonadales; Volvocaceae
Exons: 2
Coding region: 1-645 (214 amino acids)
Source: RefSeq, a predicted model, not a curated record
AUGCUGGAGGUAUAUCGUCACGGGGGGCGGUAUGGCCAUCGUGCGCAUCACGCUUAUCAGUCCACAGCAAUCCAGCCUCAUAGAGCUGUUAGCAGCUUCGCUGCUCUGGGCGACUGGACGGAUGCGCUGCUGCCGCGGAGCAGCACUUCUGCGCCUUCGUCCUCCUUCAAUGUUUGGGAUCUGUCCCCGAACAAGCUUCGUACUGCAGCGGUAGCAUUUACCUUCGUCGUGACUGCAGGCUACAUUAGUCUCCUUGCCGCGGGAGGGCUCCUCGCCAUCCUCGUCACUGGCGCAGUGGUAACUUGCUGCGUCCUUCUUACCGUGCUCACCUGCGCAACCCUCAUCACCCUCAUUGUCACGGGAGUGCCUGUCGGCUACGCCCUCAUUCGUCUGGCCAUGGCGGCGCGCAACGGCGCCAAGUCGUACGGCAGCGGCGCCGCCGCCGCCGCACCAGGCCUCUUCUCCGGACUGUUCGGCGGAGCUCAGAAGCAUCACCACCAUCAUCAGCAGCAGCAGGACGAUGACCAUGAAGAGGAAAACCAACAGGGCGCUGGCUGCGGCGGCGGUUUGAAUGGCCGUCCGUACGGCGGCGCCAGCGGGUGGCGCUUCCGUACUGAUGGAGAUGAUGAAGGGGAGGAGGAGUGACAGUCAUGUGAGAGCCGUUUCAAGGGGCUCUCCCAAAAGCAUCAAGUAUGACGGAGGUUAGGAAGGAUGGAGGGCUGAUGUUCGGUCUGGGCUUUUUAGGAUCUGGAAGAUUUCUUUGUUAAGUGUUGUAAAAGGUUGAGUGUUAUUUUGACUGGAACCAAAAGCGAAAAUUGAAACAUAUGGUGCUCUGGCGUGGUGGCGAUGGGUGACGGUGGUGUGGGGCUGGGCCUGAUGGGUGUCAUUAAAGGGGGAUGCAAGGCCGAGGGCCAAACAACAACACCAACAAGAACAACGCAGGACUGGUACGUUGUGUGCCC